GAACUUCCGGUCAGGCUCUUGCUAGCUCGAGUUAGCUUGACGCGUAUAAAUGACGUCUCCGUUAGCUCCCGGUAUAAACACUGGCUGACCGCGUCCUCCGGUAAUGAGCCGCUGUCAGGCCCCCGGGACGGAUGAACCGAGCGGUCCGGUGUCAACACGAACACGUCCGACAUAACCCGACCCGUCCCGCCGGUGUUAACGGGAGUUUUGCCGCUGUAAAGUGUUGUUGCCAGAGCUGCGCAGCUAGCGGUCCGGACGGGAGGACCGGGCGGGAGGACCGGGCGGUCUGCCACACACAUUAGCGGUCAGUCCCCCGCCGGUGGUCCGGAACCAGCCGUGGAUCUGCCCGCCUGUUUGUGUGGAUGUUACCGGGAAAAGAAGCGCCAUGGAGUUUCUCUGGAGCCUCUCCCGGUGCUCCGACACGGUGAGGUAACGGGACGGGACUGCCACACACACACACACACACACACACACACACACACACACACACACACACACGUGAGCAGCGCGCGCGCACACACACACGUGCGCACACACACACAGCAGCGACCUGUUGCCGGUCCCCGGUGACGCAGGCAGGAUGAGCGGAGCCGCCGCGCUGCUGCUGCCGCUGCUGCUGCUCAGCGGCCGGGCUGUGAACACCGCUGCCAGGUCCCUGAACGCACCGCAGGACGGAGGGGUUCUGUCUCUGGUCGGAACCGACAGCCGGGUCGCCACCGUGACAGGUGUGGACAGGCGGUGGCGCCCCCUGCUGGAGAAAACUCGACCCUUCAUCCUGGUGGACGGACAGAGGAGGAGCCUUACUGAAGCUCUACAGGACGGUCACCCCGACAAGCUGCAGGGAGGACUGGAGGUGGCAGGUCAACUCUUCCUGCUGGACCUGGAGAAGAACCACGACCUGCUGCCCAAACCGCCCAACGUCUUCUACUACCUGCCCAACGGCACCGGAGUGUCUGUGAGAGCCAACCCUGUGACUCACUGUUUUUACCACGGCAGCGUCCGAGGCUUCCCUCAGUCCAGAGUGGCUCUGAGCACCUGCUCCGGACUCCGCGGCGUCAUCGCCAUCAACUCCACCCUGAGCUACGAGCUGCAGCCGCAGGAGGACGACCGCCACCACCAGGCGGAGGAGGAGUCGGGAGGAGGGGGGAGUGGGGGGAGUGGAGGAGGAGGAGGAGCAGAUGAAGAGGAAGGACUCCACCUGCUGUUCUCCACCAGCCCUCUGGAGGGCGACGGUGCUGGAGGCUGCGGGGUGUCUCACACCACUGUCCCCCCCAUCCACAGCACCACACACACACACAGGAGGAGGAGAGACAUCCUGUCUGAGACCAAAUACAUCGAGCUGGUGCUGGUGGCGGACCACCAGGAGUUUCUGAAUUACCAGAAGAACAAUAAGACGAUCAUCUACCGCAUGCUGGACGUGGCCAACCAGGUGGACUGGUUCUACCGUCCUCUGAAUGUCCGCGUGGCGUUGACCGGUCUGGAGAUCUGGAGCGACCGGGAUAAGAUCCGGGUGGAGAAGAGUCCCACCGACACCCUCAACAACUUUCUGGAGUGGAGAACCAGAGAGCUGCUGCCCCGCCUUCACCAUGACAACGCCCAGCUGGUCAUGGGCGGCUCUUUUGAUGGCACCACGGUGGGGAUGGCGUCCCAGUCGUCCAUGUGCUCCAGAGACCGCUCGGGCGGAGUCAAUGUGGACCACCUGGUCAGUGUGUUGGGCGUCGCCUCCACUGUCGCUCAUGAGCUCGGUCACAACCUGGGGAUGAGUCAUGACACGGCCGACCGCCGCUGCUCUUGUCAGAAUGAACCGCGGCUCGGAGGAUGCAUCAUGGAGCCCUCAACCGGGUUCAUGCCGGGUCAGCAGUUCAGCAGCUGCAGCGCUGCAGAUCUGUCCGUCAGCCUGCUGCACGGCGGCGGGAUGUGUCUGUUCAACGUCCCGCAGCCGGACCGCCUGCUGGGAGGACCUCGCUGUGGAAACCUGUACGUGGAGAAAGGAGAGGAGUGUGACUGCGGCCUGCUGGAGGAGUGUGAGGACCCCUGCUGUAACGCCUCCACCUGUCAGCUUGUUCCUGGAGCUCAGUGCUCGUCUGACGGUAUCUGCUGCCAAGACUGCAAGCUGCGUGCGGCGGGCUCCGUGUGUCGCGAGCCGCUCGGAGAGUGCGACCUCCCUGAGUUCUGCACCGGUUCCUCCCCGUACUGCCCGCCCAACGUCUUCCUGCAGAACGGAGAAACCUGCGAGGACAAAACCUCCUUCUGCUACGGAGGCGUGUGUGCCAGCAUGCAGACCCAGUGCCAGAUGCUGUGGGGACCCAAUGCCACCAGCGCUCCGGCCGUCUGUUUCUCAUCAGUCAACAAGCAGGGAAACAAAUAUGGAAACUGUGGUCAGCUGACCAACGGCUCCUACGUCCCCUGUGCAAACUCUGACGUUCACUGCGGCAGGAUCCAGUGUCAGGGCGGGAGGGAGCGCCCCCUGCUGGGUACCAACGCUGAGAUCCUCACCACCAAAGUCCGCCUCAACAGCAGCGACCUGGUCUGCAGGGGAACCUUCUUCCACCUGGGAGACGACGUGUCCGACCCGGCCACUGUGGCCCAGGGAACCGCCUGCGGCCCCGGCAAGGCGUGUUUGAACCAGAAGUGUCAGGACGUGUCGGUGUUCGCUGUGGAUGAAUGCCGCAGGAAGUGUAACGGUCACGGGGUGUGUAACAGUAAUAAGAACUGUCACUGUGAAGCGGGCUGGGCUCCACCUGACUGCAGGUACUCGGGUCAUGGUGGCAGCGUGGACAGCGGGCCGGCCACGACCGCUCCAGAGUCCGACCCGGUCCGAGUGGCUCUGCUCGUCAUCUUCCUCUUCAUCCUGCCUGUCGUCCUCCUCUUCCUCGCUCUGCGCUUCCCUCGUUUCCGUCGCAGUCUCUUCUGUCUGGGACCCAACAGCCCGUUACACAAAGCUCGCCAACACAACCGAACGCCAGUGAUGGAGCGGGUGGACGGCAGGAACGGAGAGCAGGUCCGACCUCUGAGAUACCACCUGAACCCUCCUGCUGACAUCCCGCUGACCCCGCCCCACAAAGAGGUUCAUGACAGACCUGCUCCUCCCACUAAGCCACUCCCCCCUGACCCCGCCCUAAAACCCCCACCGCAGCAAAAAUCUGCUAAACCACGACCAGCUCCCCCCAGCAAGGCUCUGCCCCCCGACCCCUACAGCCAGCUGCAGGUGAGUCGGCCAGCGCCACCCAACAAGCCCCUCCCCCCCGACCCCGUCUCACCUGGACAGGUCCCUGUUCCACCCAAACCUGUGGUGCCUGUUAAGCCCCGCCUACUGGCCCCAGUGCCCCACCCCCAUGUGCCCCCCCACCCCACCUACACCCCCCACCCCAAACCUCCACCACAUGGAGCCGUCGCACCUGCAGCUGGUCCCAACAGGCGUCCUCCGGUUCCUCCGGUUCCUCCGGUUCCUCCGGUUCCUCCCGCUCGACCCACGAACCCUCAGAAAGUGGACUCGUCUCCUCUUUAACCUCGGCCCGGCCCGGAGGCUGCAGAGGGACUUGAUGAAGAUGAUGAUGACUGUGAUCCAGUUUGCACUCAGUCGUCGGAUUUCUCUCUGCUGAACUGUAAAUAAAUGUUGAUGUGUGUCCAAAGCUCAGUGCCUUGCUCAGCAGCACGCCAGCAGUGACGAUGUGGACUCUGACCGACGGCUGCCGCAGAUGAUGUCACAUUAAAGUGUCUUGGUGAUAAAGCGCCCCCUGGAGCCACCGGCUCCUGUGCCUUGCUCAAGGACCCUGAAACGGGAAUCAAACCUGUGUGUCUGAAUGUAGGGAUAGUUAGCAGAGCGGCUCCCAGACGGGUGGCGGGACGCCUGCAGGACGCCGAGCUGCGUCCUCGGAAGGUUUUCUAAUUGUUUUUCAGCUGAAAAUAUGAAGAAUCGUCUUCAGUCUGCAGACGAGACGUCUCAGGUGGAUUCUAACUGGACUCUGUCGCCAUGAAGUUGGACUGAGCCUUCUUCUACUGGACUCAGUAUUUAUUCUUCAGAUGCUAUAAAAUCACAAACUCGUGGUUACCAGAGGUGGACAGUGGAGGUUCUGAAGAACUGAAGGUUCUGAUGGACAGAUGACCCGCGCUGCCAUGGACGAUGUGUCAAUCUGAGAUUUUAAGAAUGAAGUAAAAGAAUUUGAGACAAAAGUCGUAAAUCUGGAGAAAAAGAGCAGUAAUAUAACUUUCGGAGAAUAAUGUCAAAAUAUUUGAACAAAAUUCCUGAAAUAUUAAAACUGGUUUUCAAAGUGUCUCGACUUCAGCUGAAGACGUUUCCACACAGUUCUCGUUCCUCUGAAUGUUCUCGUCAUGUUUCACAACUGAACUCUUGAAAUGUUUCAGCUUUCUAACAGAAUAGUUGGAUUUGAUUCUUCAGUCUCAGAAACACUCUGUCAUGUCUUUGACCUAUAAACUGUCAGGAUUGUCCACAGACGUCUUGCACCGGACCUCUGGACACCUGAACACAGGUGUUGUUUGUCUGUGGUCGGGCUGUUGAGGCCUAACAGGAGGACUGGUUCUGUCCCAGUAACUCUGUGCUGGAUCAAGUUUCUAUUUUUAUAAACCGCCUUGAGACUUGUUUGGGAGAGAAUCAGGAAGGUGAUGAAUGUUACUAAAGUUACGCCAAAGACGAGCCGUGUUACAUGUUACACGUUUAAACACAAGAUCUGAAAUAAAAGAUGUAAAUUGUUGCUA
Molecule: messenger RNA, 4716 nt
Organism: Acanthopagrus latus (yellowfin seabream)
Lineage: Eukaryota; Metazoa; Chordata; Actinopteri; Spariformes; Sparidae
Gene: adam15
Product: ADAM metallopeptidase domain 15
Exons: 25
Coding region: 581-3508 (975 amino acids)
Biological process (GO): innate immune response; integrin-mediated signaling pathway; proteolysis
Molecular function (GO): metalloendopeptidase activity; integrin binding
Source: RefSeq, a predicted model, not a curated record